Messenger RNA from Leishmania braziliensis MHOM/BR/75/M2904, 933 nucleotides. RefSeq lists its product as hypothetical. The coding region runs from base 1 to 933 and encodes 310 amino acids. The transcript has a single exon. The record is from RefSeq and is a predicted model, not a curated record. Lineage: Eukaryota; Euglenozoa; Kinetoplastea; Trypanosomatida; Trypanosomatidae.
AUGCCUAACAUCCCUGCUAGUCUGCUAAACGAUGUUCUGGGGCGACCCUCUCCGUGGUGGCUGUCUAGACUUUCUGCAGAGGCUAGAGGGGCACUAAGCGGCGUCGAAUUGCUGGCGACGACAGCACAGAAGAUUCAACUAGGCAGACAAAUCUAUGGGGACGGCAGAAGCGCGACGGAAUCUUUCUGUCUCCGCGACGCGCAUGGUGGCUUCGACAUGCGGAUCGCGGAAGCUCAGGUCAUUUUGACGCAUGGGAGGCGACUGAGGCAAUUUUCUCUGAACCGCGGCGAUGUUCCGCUGCACGUUGAUCUCUCCGACUUUCUCUCGUGCAGCGGGUCGUCUGUGACGCAGGUAGCAGAGGAAGCAGAGAGCCUCGCCGAGCGCACGAGGAGGAACUCCUACGCCUCCCCAUUCUGGUUUACGAAAGAGCAAUUGGAGGGCCAUUUUUGGAAUUCCUGUACUCAGCACACCACGCGUUGUGCCCCCAAGAGCCGGAAGCGUGUAUGCGAGGUGUAUGAAAACCCUAACAUGUUUGUAGAACUGGGUUGUGGCGCAGGGAAGACAGCACCGUAUGCCAAUCUGGACGAGUUUCGAAGUCAGCCAAAUGCCGAACUCUCCCUAUUUUCGUGCAUUUCUUUUCUUCGAAUCUUUUCGCCGAUUAGCGUGAAAACUCAACGCGCCUUUGACGCAUGUGUAGAGUGGCGCCUGCGAGUGGAGUGUCAGCAAAGUGGGUGCUGGUGCAGCGUAUGGGGGAGUGCAGAGGACUACGCGAGCUGCGGGUUUUCCAUCCUGGACGGUGCCAUCGGCGUCGACAUGUUCGAUGCUCUUGGAAAUCCUCUCUUUCUCGUCAACGCCCUGUGCACCACUGCACCUCUUGCUGUUUAUGCCAGUUGCUACCCCAGUGAUAGCAUUAUUAACAGCGAUGUUGAUUGA